AUGGCAAAGGUAAGGGCCUUUUCUGUAUUUACCUGUGGAGUUUUGUGACUGAGUCUGGUAUGAUUUAGCCCUCAAUGCAUAGCCUUAAAGGAAAGAGCAGACUUCAUGAAAGAUUUUGUUCCAUAAGUACAGACGUUUUCCCCCAACAUACUUUAUUAUUGUGCACACUUAGGGAUUUAGGUCAAACCUUGUAUUGACUACAUUAACCCAAACAUAAAUUCAUGCAUUGCAAAAAUAAUAGUAUAGUUUUUUUUUUAAAUAAGUAGGGCCCUGUGUUUUAUCAUGUGACAUGAUGCCUGAUUCUAUCCUGUAUUUUAAGCCUUAUCCAGAAAUGAGAAUUACAUAAAAAAUAUGAACGCAAUGGUGCUGGACAAUCUGACAUAAAAGCUUUAAAUGAAGGUUUAAAUCCAGGCAUGUCACAUGAUGGCGCAAAGACAAGGCCCUAUUUAUAAGACAUGCACACUUGUGUGUGACACGUCAGAGUGAAAGUGAAAAGGAUGGAAGGCAUUACUAAUGAUUCAUUCCAAAUUGCACAACUCAACAGCGUAAAUCUGUUUUGUCCAACUGGAUAGACAGGCAACAUCCAGGGUUCUUCCUCCACUGCAAAAGAAGACAAAUAAAGCAUGUACAGAAAGCAGAUUAUCAGCUGUUGUCAAACACACCUUGGUCAGAAAAGACGAUUCUCUUCCUCAAUAGCAGGCAGCAAAUUAUACUAGAUGAAAAGUCUAAAUGAGUGACAUCCUGACAUUUGAAGGAUACUCAAUUCAAAGUGUGACAUACUAUAAAACAUUUUAUUUUCGCAUACCCAAAAACACUACUAUUUAGAACUCAAGUACAGUUAUUCGGCCUCUAAUGUGGAUGAACCAGACUUGUAUUUUUUUUGUCACAUCUCAGAGACAAAGCAGGUGCUUCAUCUCUGUCCGGCUCCUUCCUAUUCACCAUUAUAAAGAUGACUGUAUCGAUUAAAGAAGUAUGUACAAGAGUUUUUGCUUUCAACCUUUCCACCUUAGCUACUUUGAGUGUGUGGCAGAUUCAUCACACACAUUCACUAUUCAUCACCCACUUCCACUCCCCAACAGCCUCCACCUCCGGGGCCCCACUCCAGGAAUAUCUAUCUGGGCAUGCCUGAGGAGAGUGAGCCCCAGAGGAGAUGGCGCUAUGGUCACCUCUCUCCCUCAGUAACACUCGGCCCAGGGGAUGGUGGACGCAGGGUAAGAUUGAAUUCAACCAUUGUCAAUGUCUAUUUGAACUGCAGUUUUAACUAUGGUAUGACUUACCUGACUUGAUCCUCAUGGCCCCCUGGGGAGCAUAGGAUGUCCACCAUGGCUCUCCACCUAACUCUUCUCUGAGAGACCUAUUGUGUGAAAUAUAUAUUGACUUGAAUUCCUUUUUAUUUGAACUCCAGACACAGUUCAGAAGCCGCCUCCUAUGGCCCAGAAGAAGUUGUCUGUGAGAAGUAAUCCUGAAAUCACUGACUGAAAUGGUCAAGGUAUCUUGUCGCAACACACUCUUCUCUUCCAUUUUCUUUCAUAUAUCCAUAUAUGAGUGAAUCCUAACUUCCACUGAAGUCAAAUGUUCACGUUGUCUCCCAUUGACAUCAACGCAUGGCUAAGCAGUAAAAAUUCGACUUGAGUGGAAGUUAGGAUUUGCCCCAGAAAAUGCACUCUGAAAAUAACUUGAAUUACUAUUUUCUUUUUCAGUUUGAAACUGAAGAGGACCAAAACAAGCCGCUUCUCUUGGGUCGCCUGCCGUCGUUGACAGAGAGGAGUCCAAUCUUCCACUCGUAAGGUGAGAGAGACAGAGAAUGGAGAUGUUUAACACUAAACGUAAAUCCUAUUAACUAAGCUUAAAUCCAAUUAACAACCCAAAUAACACUGUAACCGUAAUCCGAAUGCAAUCUAUACAUAUUGUAGCGGUUUCAGGGGUUGUAUUGUGGAUGGACGUUAUGUGCCCGCGAGGUUGUUUUGUUUUUUGGCUGCCCGCUCCACGGAUUGCAAUGCGAAGUAUUCCACAGAAGCAGGACCACGGACAGCUCAGUGUAAACUUGUAGACUGUAGCAGAACAGCCACACCUGUCUCCAGUUGUAAUUAGAGCCAAUCUGCAGACAGGUGAAACCAAUCAGUUUCUCUAUUUAACCGCGCCCUGGGUUUCUUUCUGUAUUUUAUAUGUAUACGCCGGCAGGGGAAGGAGUAGUAGGUUAUUGGAGAGACCGAGCGUACGAAGGACCAGGAGGUUUUAAACAAGAAAGGAAAAUAUGAUUACAACAAAGAUUGCACCCCCACAGACAACGCUUGGAGAACCUUCCACUGGGUGCGAAGUGUUUACUUUGUUUGUUUUGGGUUGCAUAAAUCGCGAACGCUGCCGAAGCCUGGCUGUAUGUGUAAACCCUUCCUUACAAAGAACCCGGCGCAGAAAACGCUACAGUAUGUACACCGGGAGAAUUUACACAUUAUACUGUAUACUAAGAAUGACAGAGUACAGCAGUAGAUAUAUUACAGUGAUCUAUGUCAAUAAUCCAGUGUAUAUAAUAAAUAUGUGGUGUGUGUGUGUAUAAACGGUGAAACUACAAUGCAAUGUACAGUAUUAGAAAUAUUAGAAUGAGCUAUAUGGCGAAUACAGUAUUUAAGCUGAACACUCAUUUAUUACUAAUAAUGUAAUACCUGGUUUUCCGAGCUGUACAUUGUUCUUCUUCCAGUUUGGGUCGCCUGCCUAUUGAAUUACGACAGAUACCAGCAACCUUUUAUAACCGUGAAAGGCCUCCAUUACUGUCCAAGCAGUCACUUGCUCUGAAAGGCACUCAGACACUUUUGCAGAAUAAAAACGCUCUCAUUAAGCAGUGUCGGUGAAGAGGAAAAAGAACAAGAUGACAUCAAGGUAUAACAAGAAUGACAGUGUAAAACCAUGAACUGCUCAUAAAAAAUAAGUCAGUCAUCAAUACAUUCUGUAGUAUAUUAUUUACAUGUGGGUUUAGGUUACAUACAGAACCUCCAAAGAAUCAUCGCUGAUGACAGUUUAAUCACAACCAUUUGAGAAAUUGUCACAUUCAACCUUUCAUUUCAUUCUUCCAUCAGGAUGCAGAUCAUCUGAUGGAACAGUGGGAGAAGGUGAAAUGUGAGCGUCAUAGCUUCAAAAUGUACUUUAUAAUGAUUUUUUAUGUAAUAAUGGAUACGUUUCUGUAUAUUUCAUCCUCCUGUUCUAUGUUUGCCUUUUAGCAUGGAAAGACCUGGCAAAUGACCCUAAACUGGCCAAGAAGGGAGAAGCAAAGUAAGUUCUUCAGUUUAGACCCAGCUAACAAACUUUAGUGUACAUUUGAAUAUUUUGUCAGUUGGCACUAACCACCCUCCAUACUGAUGACCUUCUAAAUCAACUGUCCAAAGUGAAAGCCCAGCGGGUCCAGAAUGCAUUGCAGCUGUACAACCUCUUCCUGACUAAGCAUGGGGAGGAUCUGAAGAACCACAUCGUUGACCUCAUCAGCAUCGCAGACAACUUAGACAUGGUAGGAGUACUAUAG
Messenger RNA from Coregonus sp. 'balchen', 3511 nucleotides. The record is from the annotation of a GenBank genome assembly. NCBI's taxonomy places the organism in Eukaryota, Metazoa, Chordata, Actinopteri, Salmoniformes, Salmonidae.